CUUGACGUGUUUACAGGUGCCGAAAUUUACGGUUCACCCUAAUAUCCUGUCUAGAUCGGUACACACAGUUUCAGAGUUCAUCGGAUUUGGCGUUGAGAUUGGUUAUGGUUAAGGCAUUGUUUGAUUAUUGCAGCUCUUUCUCCUCAGAUUCAUCGAUUAGGUUUGAGGUAUUGGGGUUCCUGAAGAUCAGCUGCUACUGGCAUUGAUGUUCUUUGGGGAUUGGCACUGCAAAUGGUUGGGAAAUUGUUGCUCUGCCUGUUCUUGGUUACGUCAAUCAUCUUUGUGCUUUCUUGGUCCUUUGUGUUGCAUUCCACGGGCCAAAUUCACUUCCUUGACUACCCUUUGUUGCACAAUCCGAUUUUCCCCGCUAUGAAUGAUGUAAAUUCUGGUGUUUCAACCCGAGGCAAUGACGAGCAUUACAACGACGAGGUGAAAGGCGAAAAGGAUGGGAAUUCGGUAGGGCAAGAGAUAGGUAAAUGUAUGUGCGAGGUACCAGGGGAGGAGCCUCUUAAGGUUUACAUGUACGACAUGGACCCCGAGUUUCAUUUCGGAUUGUUAGACUGGAAACCUGAAGGGAAUAGCAGCAAGAGUGUAUGGCCAGAUAUCCGAAAGCAUAUCCCGCCUUAUCCCGGGGGCUUGAACUUGCAACACAGCAUUGAGUAUUGGCUCACAUUAGAUCUCCUUGCAUCAGAAUUUCCCGAUAUCCCAAGAGCUAACGCUGCAAAACGGGUUCAUAACUCUAGUGAAGCCGAUGUCAUCUUUGUGCCCUUCUUCUCCUCUCUGAGCUAUAACCGGUUCUCGAAUGUCAGUCCUCACCGAAAAACCAGCAGAAACAAGGAGUUGCAGGAAAAGCUGGUUAAGUUCUUGACAGUACAAGAUGAGUGGAAGAGAUCAGGUGGUAGAGACCAUGUUGUUCUUGCUCAUCAUCCAAACAGCAUGCUUGAUGCCAGAAACAAGCUGUUUCCGGCAAUGUUUAUACUCUCGGACUUCGGGAGGUACCCUCCUACUGUGGCAAACCUUGAGAAAGAUGUUAUCGCCCCUUAUAAGCAUGUCAUCAAAUCAUAUGAAAACGAUAUGUCUGAUUUCGAUAGCCGGCUGAUUUUGCUCUACUUUCAAGGUGCCAUCUACCGAAAAGAUGGCGGGUUUGUCCGUCAGGAACUGUUCUACCUUCUACGAGACGAAAAGGACGUUCAUUUCUCGUUCGGGAGCGUGAAAAACGACGGCGUAAACAAAGCCACUCAGGGAAUGCACAAUUCCAAGUUCUGCCUCAACAUUGCCGGAGACACACCUUCCUCAAACCGCCUAUUCGAUGCAAUCGCUAGCCACUGUGUCCCCGUCAUCAUCAGCGACGGCAUCCAGCAUCUCAAGGGGGAUCCGGGACAAGGUUUGAUUUUUCGGGCAGCUUCCGAUCUUAGAUUACGGGGUUGGUGCGAUGCGGAUUACGCCGGUUGCCCGCUUUCUAGGAAGUCGUUGAGUGGUUGGUUCAUUCAACUCGGGCCAUCGCCAAUCUCUUGGAAGACCAAGAAACAGUCCAUUCCGUCUCUGUCUUCGGCUGAAUCGGAGUAUCGGGCCAUGCGCCUCGCCACCUGUGAGCUUUUGUGGAUCAAGAGCCUUUUGUCCAGCUUCGGUGUCGAGCAUUCGACCCCUAUGACAUUGUAUUGCGAUAGUCAAGCAGCCUUACAUAUUGCCCACAACGACGUGUAUCAUGAUCGAACCAAACAUAUCGAGGUGGAUUGUCAUUUUCUCCGGCAUCAUCUUGAUCACGGACACAUCUCUACGAGUCAUGUUUCCACCCGUGAACAAUUAGCUGACAUUUUCACCAAAGCGUUGGGCAAGAAAGAGUUCGCUUGGUUCAUCGACAAGUUGGGUGUACAACACUUGCACUUACCAACUUGA
Molecule: messenger RNA, 1896 nt
Organism: Tarenaya hassleriana
Lineage: Eukaryota; Viridiplantae; Streptophyta; Magnoliopsida; Brassicales; Cleomaceae
Product: probable arabinosyltransferase ARAD1
Exons: 2
Coding region: 232-1896 (554 amino acids)
Source: RefSeq, a predicted model, not a curated record